This is a messenger RNA of Labrus bergylta (ballan wrasse), 3372 nucleotides long. The record is from RefSeq and is a predicted model, not a curated record. NCBI's taxonomy places the organism in Eukaryota, Metazoa, Chordata, Actinopteri, Labriformes, Labridae.
CGACAACAUGGACACUGUUUGUUGUGAAGGCUGCCUGACACUCUCACGCACUAGAGGAGAGGUUACCAACCUUAAAGAGAAUAUCCGCAGGCUUUCUGAGGAGCUUCAGAAGAAGGACCUGAUGCUUUCCAGCUUCAUCGACUUGGCAGCCUCUCAGUCUAAGAGGAUCACGGCUAUGCACUCCGAUAUCUCAGAUACCUUGCUGUGGGAUCCUUUACGGCCCCGACACUCCUCCUGCUCGACCCCAAACCCUCGGGAGUCCUGGGCUGAGGUUUUGGUGAGCAGUGGAAAACGCAGUGGGAGACUAUCUGGGUCUCCCCCACCGCUUCUCCUCCCAAAUCAUUACUGGGCACUGCAGGACGAUGAUCUGAGUGAAGUUAAUGAGACCUCUUCGGUGUCUGUCCGAGCCCCCACCGAUCCUGUCAGCUGCACACCUGAGUCUGCUAAGCCUCCCUCUGAUGCAACCGUCGCUGCCGCUGCCUCCUUUUCUCCGAACAUCAUGGCUCCUGCCACAUCCUCUGUAAAAGACGAUGCUACCUCUGCCCCUUCUCCACCUGUUCUGGCACUCUCCUCUUCAUCCUCUGCGGCGUCAUCUUCACCUGUUGCCGCUCCUGCUGCUGUCUCCGUAGGACAACAAAGCAAACAACGGGGUAAGCUCUCCUCCCAUCGCAGAAGGCUGCUGGUGGAAGCUGUAAACAGACGCUCCGGCGGACUCCCCCGCACUCAGGCGGAGCGUUCGCCUGCCCUGACCGCGCCGCCUCAGUCGGUGAGUCCACUCUGCCCUGACGUCACCAGACACGCACGGGUUCGCACUGUCGGCACUCGGGCUUCACCCCCUCGUCCACUUUUCUCACCUACGACUCUGAUAAUCGGCGACUCCAUAAUAAGGAAUGUACGGUUUUUCAAUGCCACCACUCUCUGCCUCCCUGGUGCUACUGUCCCCGUCAUCUUAGAAAGGCUCCGGAAGACUCUGCCCUCUCUUCCCACCACCAUCACUCGCCUUAUCAUUCAUGUGGGCACAAACGACACCUCUCGACAACAGUCUGAACUGACCAAAGAGCACUUCAACCAACUUUUCAAGCUCUUAAUACAAACUGGUAAAUCCAUCUUCAUCUCCGGACUCACCGCGCCUCUGUCCAACGCCGCUCGUUUCAGCAGAACCCUCUACCUCCACCACUGGCUGCAGUCCACCUGCAGGGCUCACGAUGUGGCCUUCAUUGACAAUUUGAAUCUGCUCUGGAACCGCCCUACCCUACCGUCCAAAGGUCUGCUCCUCCAUCCUCCCAGCUCUCUCUGUGAUCAACAGCUCCCCCCACUGGCCUCAUCCCUCGUUCCCACAUUCACUGACAUUGUCUGCAAUAGAAACUCUCAUUACAAGAAGGCAUCCAGAUAAAAACAAAAUCACUAAAUCUGUCAAUUUUUCAAAUUUGUCAACCAUCCCCUGUCAGCCACUCCCUCACCCUUCACUCCGUAUAACACCACAUCAUAACCUGAAACUGGCCUUGCUGAAUACUCGCUCCCUCAACAAUAAAAGCCUCAUUCUCCAUGACCUCAUAACCGACACCAACCUGGACUUCCUAUGUCUCACCGAAACCUGGCAAAAACCCUUGGACUAUUUCUCACUAAACCAAACCACACCCACAGGAUACACAUACACGGACAAACCCCGCCCCGACGGGGUGGUGGUGUUGCAGCCGUUUACAGGAAGGACAUUAAAACUACCACCAUUCCCAUCCCUGCAUUUGACUCAUUUGAACACAUUGCUUUCAAACUCUUUGGUCCCACUCCCCUAGUCACUGCUGUAAUCUACCCCCCCCCCGCCAAACCAAACCCUUCUUUUUUCAGUGAUUUUCAUGACUUUCUGUACCGACUCUGCUCCAUCUCAACUUCUGUUCUGCUCCUUGGGGAUUUUAACUUCCACGUCGACGACACUCAAUGUAAAACUGCCAAAGAAUUCCUGGACCUUCUUCACUGCCUCAACUUCACACAGCAUGUCAAUUUCCCCACUCACAGCCGCGGCCACAUUCUGGACUUGGUCUGCUCCACUGGUCUCACAAUCCAUCAACUGUCAAGUCUCAACCUCAACAUCUCCGACCAUCUGGCUAUAAACAUGGACAUUCUCAUCCCUCUUCCCACUCCGAAACAAAAACGAAAGAUCUCCUUCAGAAACAUAAAAUCAGUCGACCCCUCAGCUUUCUCAGCCUCUAUUUCCAGCAAAAUCUCUUCCUCCCCUCCCCCCCAAUUUAAUAACCCCUCUGAACUCAUCACCUACUAUAACAACACACUCUCCUUCUGUCUGGAUCAACUGGCUCCCAUCAAAACUAAAACUGUCUCAUUCACACACUCUGCACCCUGGUACACUCCCGAACUCCAGAAAAUGAAAACCCGUAAACGCCAGCUUGAAAGACUCCACAAGAAAACCAGUUUAACAGUUCACUUCCAAUCAUACUCUGACUACCUCAAACAAUACAUGGAAGCUCUCAGCGCAGCCCGGUCCCCCUAUUACUCACACCUCAUCCACUCAGGCUCAGCCAUCGCGCCACUCAUAACAUCAAUCAUCAACUCCUCCCUCUGCUCUGGUUCAGUACCCAAAACUCUCAAACUGGCAGCCGUCACCCCUAUCCUCAAGAAACCUGGACUCAAUACGGACAGCAUGUGCAACUUCUGCCCCAUCUCCAACCUCCCCUUCCUCUCAAAAAUACUGGAACGUGUUGUCGCCUCCCAGAUCAAAUGCCACCUCUCCUCCAAUAACCUAUUUGAACCAUUCCAGUCCGGCUUCCGUUCCCAGCACAGCACAGAAACAGCUCUCCUCAAAGUCACCAACGACCUCCUCCUCUCCUCAGACUCUGACCUCCUCAACAUCCUCAUCCUCCUUGAUCUCACUGCAGCCUUUGACACCAUCAGUCACAGUAUUCUUUUAUCCCGCUUAGAACACUCACUCAACAUCACUGGCACUGCUCUUUCCUGGUUACAAUCCUACCUCACCGACAGACAACAGUUUAUCAACAUCAAUAACUGCUCCUCCUCCAUAGCUCCUUUGUCCCAAGGCGUCCCCCAGGGUUCGGUGCUUGGUCCCCUCCUGUUCAUCAUAUACUUGCUCCCCCUUGGUAACAUUAUCCGCCAGCAUGGUCUCCAUUUCCACUGUUAUGCCGAUGACAUCCAGCUCUACAUCUCCACCAAUUCAAUCACCACUGAAACCCGCUCUACCCUAACGAACUGCCUCAAUGAAAUAAAAACAUGGAUGCACACCAAUUUCCUCUCUCUUAACUAUGCAAAAUAAUAAUAAUAAUAAUUAUCGGCCCUAAAUCCCUCACCACUUCCAUUCACAACUUCUCCUUCAUAAUAGACAACUCCACUCUCUCCCCCUCCCCU